Messenger RNA from Fragaria vesca subsp. vesca, 1214 nucleotides. Its product is annotated as fatty acid 2-hydroxylase 1-like. Lineage: Eukaryota; Viridiplantae; Streptophyta; Magnoliopsida; Rosales; Rosaceae. The record is from RefSeq and is a predicted model, not a curated record. Gene Ontology annotation, cellular component: membrane; endoplasmic reticulum. Gene Ontology annotation, biological process: lipid biosynthetic process; fatty acid metabolic process. The transcript has 7 exons. The coding region runs from base 296 to 1015 and encodes 239 amino acids. Gene Ontology annotation, molecular function: iron ion binding; fatty acid 2-hydroxylase activity.
AAUCAAACAUGAACUAGCUUUCUUUAUUUUCUGCAUUUUGCUUUCUUUCCCGUUCUUCUAGUUUAAGACCUCAACAUCCGGUUUCAGAUAUAAGCCGCGAGUCGUUCUCAAUCGCCUUCUGAUCACGAGUUUGUUUCUCUACGCUUUUAACCUCUUCAGCUCGUGGUCAUGGUCUCUCUUUUUCCACCGAGAACAAAACACAACCCAACUUUGAACUUUAACAAUCUUUCUGGGUGUCUUCCCAGUAUAAUUGUUCCUGCAUUGUACUCAAAAGUUACUUAAAAAGCCUGCGUAGAUGGUCGUCAAACCUUUUACUGUGGACUUGGAUAAGCCUCUCGUCUUCCAGGUUGGUCAUCUUGGCAAAGGUUACUAUGAAUGGGUUCACCAACCUGUUGUCAGCAAGGAAGGCCCCAGAUUCUUUGCAAAUGACUAUUUGGAGUUCUUGACCCGCACAACAUGGUGGGUGAUUCCACUAGUUUGGCUGCCUGUAGCAUCCUGGUUAGUCUCUGUGUCUCUCCGAAUGGGGCUUACUUUACCUCAGGCAGCUUUAGCGGUGGUUGGUGGAAUCUUUAUUUGGACAUUGUUGGAGUACGUUAUUCAUCGCUUCCCUCUUCAUAUGAAAACAAUAAGCUAUUGGGGAAACACCAUUCAUUAUCUUUUUCAUGGUUGCCAUCACAAGCACCCUAUGGAUAGGAUGCACCUUGUUUUCCCCCCUGCAGUGACAGCUAUUCUGUGUGUGCCGUUUUGGAAUAUGUUUAGGCUUUUAUCACCUCCAUCAGUUGCUCCGGCUUUGUUUGGAGGAACCGUAUUUGGAUAUGUAGCAUACGAUGUUACUCAUUACUUCCUGCACCAUGGGAAGCCGUCCAAUAGAUUGACUCAAGAUAUGAAGAAAUAUCACUUGAACCAUCACUUCAGAAUUCGAAGUAAGGGAUUCGGGAUCACUUCCUCCUUAUGGGACAAUGUUUUCGGAACAGUGCCUUCAACAAAAGCAGCUGAGAAAAUGAGUAACCAGUAGCACUGGCUGGUUAACAUGGUGUUGUUGAGGUUGUUUUGUUGACUCAGUUAGCUUGGCUUAAUCAAAGUUGUUAAUAAGUUCCUGCAUAUUAGGAACAUCCUGUAGAGUUUGAAUUGUUCUGUAACAGGUACCAUGUUUUUAGAACGUGGUUGUUUUGUUUUGAAUUCCUUAUCUUGUAAAGGCUAUAUAAAGCCUAGUU